AUGCAGUCGCCGCUUCUUGUUCCAGCCUCCUCACCUCCGUGUUUGGCUGCAGAGGACGAGCAUCCCUGGACCGAGGCUGCAUGGGAGUCCUCUGUUGCUGCAGGGGAGUCUUAUGAGGCUCCAGAAGGCUCCUCUGUGACGGCAGAGACGUCUUACGAGGCUGCAGGGUACUUCUCUGAAGCCUCACAAGAUGUUUCUGGUGCUGCUGCAGGCCUCUCGCAGCCUGCAGUGGUUCAUAUUGAGGCUGCAGAGGACCGCAGCAGCAGCUGCAGCGACCCUGCUUUGUCAAACAAGGCUAGCGUCUCUCGAUUCGGAUUCUACAGCAGUGACGCCCACGUGGACUGCAGCAGCAAGUUCAGUUUCGCUUUGACCUGGGCUCAAGUCACCAAAGAGGUGCUGACCGGUGCUUACAACACCUUCAAAAUCGGCAGAUACGGUGGGUCCAGAGAAUCGGGAGAAACUGCAGCAGCAGUGUCUACAGCAGGGACUGCAGCGGUGGGUGGUGCAGAGGGUCCCACUGCAAGCUCAGCUCGGUCCGUUGCAGGCAAGGGCUCAGUUUCGAGAAUGGCAGCAGACAGGCUGAAGGAGUUGCCUUCCCGCAUCCCCAAGCCCAGCAAGGGCAGUGCAGGAGGUGCUGUGAAGCGUGGGACGAGGCCGGCAGCAGCAAGUGCAUGCCUGCCGCCGUCCCUCAUUCCCAAGCCACGGUCAGCCAAGACUGCACCUGCUGCACUGGCGAUCUCAGGGAUGGCACAUGCGGCUGUGGUAACCCGUCCUGUAGUCACAGUAAGCAGCAGCACAAGGCAGCAGCAGGAGAGGAGGAAUGGCGGUGCGGAAUGCAGGGGAAGGCGGCCUAUCAGGGCAAAUAAGGCAACAGCAGCAGCAGCAAGGCCUCCUUGGAGGCCUGCCGCCAUGCUGCUGCUGUCUCCCCCUGUGCUCCGCGCCACUUGCAGCUUUGCCGCCCGAAUGUCCGCCAGCGUGAAUGGCCGCAGCCGUUACACGCGGUUACCACCGCCACCACCACCACCAUUGCCGCUGCCACCAGAAUCGCCUGCCACUCCUGACAGGCCUGCACCAGUGCUCGCGCACCAGCUGUCCUCGGCUGAUUGGAGGGAGACGCUGUGA
Molecule: messenger RNA, 1122 nt
Organism: Closterium sp. Naga37s-1
Lineage: Eukaryota; Viridiplantae; Streptophyta; Zygnematophyceae; Desmidiales; Closteriaceae
Source: the annotation of a GenBank genome assembly